GGCAGAAGCCUGCGGGCCCCAAGGCAGCAGCAGGUUGAAACAGGCUAGUGGCAGGGAGAAUAUCAGACCAAAACAGGCUUGUUGGGUGGGCAGGAUAGUGAGGCUGCUGGAGAGAAAAGAAACAGCAAAUAGCUCAGAAGAGUCUGAAGGAGAUAGAGAAUCACAUACUACUCUUCAAAAAGAUUUCAGUGGAGCUCCAAGAGACAGAAAGGCAGCAAACAGCCAAGCUGGAAAGAAGAGAUUGUCUCCAAACUCAGAAGAGUGCAUGGGCACAGGAGACUGAUAGCAGCCAAGUAAACAGAGUUCACAACUGUGGUAGCCGCAGGAGCAAAGACUGCUCAGUGACAAGCAUGAGCACUGUUCCACAGACCUGUGACCAGGAGCUGAGAACAGGUGCAAAGAAAGAACGAUGCCUUCAGGGGAAAAGCCUACUUCUGUGUGCACUUCUUCUCAGUGCUCUCCUUGGCUUUACAUUGCUUAUCACCUACCUCAUGAUGACUUGUGCUCUAGGAUCCUGUGAUGCUGAGUCAGAUCCUGCUCUAUUGGCAAGACUUCUGAAUUCUAGGAAUGACACUGUAAACCCCUGUGAGAACUUCUACAAAUAUGCCUGUGGCAGAUGGGAAGGCAAACAGUCAAGCAGAACCAGAGAAGAAUCACUAAAUGUAUUUGAUGUGUUGUUGGAAGAAAACCUGUUGAUCCUGAAAAGGCUUUUAGGUAGGGUCAGAUGAUUGGUGUGUUACCUUCGGCAUCUGCCUCGGUCAGAUCUGACAAUAGUAGUGACAAUCAUUCCUAACAGGGGCUGAGUCCCUUCUCUUCGUUCUUCUAUCAUUACAGAAAGUCCACAGUUUGGGAUAAGAGGUUCAGCCAAGGAGAAAGCAAUCCGAUUUUAUCGUUCCUGCAUGGAUACUGAACAAAUAGAAUCCCAAGGAGCUCAGCCACUGAAGGACCUCCUAAAUCAGGUUGGUGGCUGGCAUAACACAGAUGUAGGGGAAACAAAAGAUUUUAAUGAAACUCUUCAGAUUCUCAUGAGUAGAUACAGCACCUUUCCGUUUUUUAGAGUCCAUGUGGGACCUACUCCUUUUGACCCCAAGACCAAUAUUAUUCAGAUUGACCAUCCUGAGUUUGAUAUUCCACUUGAGAGUGAAUUCAAAGAGAAAAAUUAUCUUGAGGUUCUCCGUGUGUAUCUUUCGUAUUUGAAGAAAUUGGGAGUCCUACUUGGAAGGACAGAGGAUGGUCCCCCUGACUCAUUUUCCUUGACCUUGUCCUUCAUCUCUAACCUCCAGCGAUUUGUCACUCCACUACAGAAAAGACAGCAGAGGGGGAUGCUGUUCUUUCACACUACCAUUAGGGAGCUACAGGAAAAGGCACCUGCUAUUGACUGGCUGGCUUGUCUCAAGGCUGUCUUCCAUCCUGUGCCAAUGAACCUCUCUCAGCCAAUUGCAGUGCAUGACAUGGAUUACUUAAGCAACAUGUCACAGCUCAUUGAGAAAUGGCACAAGGGAAGGGUCCUUCACAUUUAUAUGAUUGUUUGUCUGGUUGGGAAUCUCUCCCCAGCCCUUGACAGUCAAUUCCAAGAUGCACGCCUGGAGCUGUAUAAGAUCCUUUAUGGAAAAAUGGGAUCUAGAAUGAUCCCAGCUGAACGCUGGAGGAAGUGCUUGACUGAUACCAGCUCUUUCUUUGAGCCAGUUCUAGGGAAGAUGAUUGUGCAAGAAAUUUUCCCUGAGCAGACCAAGAAAUUUGCUGAGAAGAUGUUCUCUGUGAUCCAAGAUGCCCUCUGUGACCGCCUGGAUCAGGUGGAGUGGAUGGAUGAACAGACUCGGCGAAAUGCUAAAGCCUUGGUAUCCAAACUACAAGUGGAGAUUGGUUAUCCAGCUCACAUGCUCCAGACUGACAAAGUGAACCUGGAAUACCAGAAUGUGAGCUAUAUAAUUCACAUUCCCUGUCUCUUCCCUCAGCUGGAAAUAAAGGAAGAUACUUUUUUCCUCAAUGUGGUGGCUUGCUUGAAAGUACAGAGGGAAAAUUCCUACCUGAAGCUCCUUCAGCAUAACCCACAGAAAAGCUGGCAUGUGCACCCCUGGAGUGUGCAUUCUUACUAUUCAAUAAGGCACCACAUGGUGGUCUUUCCAGCUGGAAUGUUCCGCAGUCCUUUUUUCCACAUGGAGUUUCCCAGCGCUGUGAAUUUUGGAGCCAUCGGAGUCUUCAUGGCACAUGAAAUUCUUCACGCAUUCUAUGGUUAUGUGUUGCCUGAGGGCUGUCCUGCAUGCAACAGGAAUGCACUACAAAGCUCUAUAGACUGCUUGGUUGAGCAGUAUGAAAGCUACAGCUUUAAUGUCAAUGGCACCUUCACACUGUUGGAGAAUACAGCUGACACUGGAGGGCUCGCUGUCGCUUACCAGGCCUAUAAGAAUUGGCUGAAAAAGCACAAAGAAGAGGAUUUACCUAAGAUUGGACUUUCACACGAUCAACUUUUCUACCUCAGUUUUGCUCAUGCAAUGUGUGGACACCAGGAUCCAGAGAUGCUCCAGUCUUCCCUGAACACAGAUCCACAUAGUCCCUUGCCACUUCGUGUCUCUGGGCCUGUCAGCAAUAGCCAGGACUUUUCCAAGAGCUUCCAAUGUCCCAGUGGGUCUCCAAUGAACCCAGAAAACAAAUGUCGCAUCUGGUAAUGGGCAUGGAAGAGCAGGAAGAGAGAUGUGAUCCCAGGGAGAGGAAGGCCUGACACGUGAAAAUAUGACCAUCUUCUCAGAGCCUCUAGGGUGACAUGGUGCUCUAAUCCACUCCUUUGCCUUCCUUUUCUUGUCAUCCUUUCCUCAGCAUUUGAUGGCAGGGAAAUUAUUAAACUGAUCUCAUGAGGAGGGGAUCUCCUCCAAGGCUCUCAGUGCUCUGUCCCAGAUGUGUGACAAGUCCCAGGGCAGCAAGGUAACUGGCCAGUUUCUGGUAGGCAACACUUGUGAGGAAUCGUGAACAGAAAGACUGUUACAUUAUUAGUCCCUCUGUUUAGUGCAUUUACCUGUCUGCUCCAGCAGCCUCACAGUCCCGUAGAAAGGGCAAGCCCAUAAACUGGAGCUGUAAGACUUGUUAAUAUCUUUACAACAGCUCUUGGGGAAAUCCUGUGGGUCACUGUGCAAACCACAUGUAACUCACAAGAGAGGGAAGAAUCCUCUUCGCUUCUUUUGCUAAUAAAUGGAGACAGGUGCUAGGAAAGACUCAGUGGUUACAGCUUGUAGGCUGAAAGGUAAAUGACUUAAUAGUGAAGUUUACUGGAGGCCUUCUCUGCCCUGUUUUUGUUUCAUCAGCAAAACUCAGACAUAAGAGGAAAGAGAAAAGCUCCCCCAUUAACGGGAGGGUAACUGGGGAGCUGAGAACAGAUUCUCUUUCUUUUCCAACAAGAUCCUCUUUUUUUAAGUGUCUAGUGUUGAGGAUAUGGUAGAGGAUGCAGUAUGGGAGAGUCACAAAGGUUUCUAGAAGUUUCUGAAGGUUGAACAACUAGAAUUUCCAAGAACUUCUCUGCAUCCUGAACCUGGUUCUCUCCCUACAUUUGUAAAUAUUUACCAUCCAAGCAGAGACAUAGAGAUGUUGCAGGAUUUUACUUUCCACUUGAAACUGAAUUUUAGGUAUUCAUUUGCUUUAGAGCAAAAGCAGAGUAAGAAACAACAUGAUUUGGGGUAGCAGAAGUGCCUAAAGUACAUUCUUAAGAGCAAUAUAGUAAUUACAUCUAUUUCAGGGUCUCAUAAUUAAAAAAUUUAUACCAAUGUUCUAAAAUUUACUGAAUACAAAAUACUUAAUACCAUUUGCAUACUCUUCAAACUGUUCUUGUUUAUGGGAACAUUUUUAUUUUACUUAUUAUAUUGGCUGCCUGGGGAUUGUUUGUGGAAUAGAUGAUGGCAAAUGGAAACAUCCCUUAUCAAUGUAAGCAUUUUAAAACUAACUGUGUUAAUCCUUUCCAAGUACUGACAAAUACAGCAAAAUGUUUCCCAGGAAUGGACUGUUCAGAGAUUUUGUUUUCAUUAACUAACCAAAAUAGUAAUAAAGUAUUUGAUUGCAAA
This is a messenger RNA of Taeniopygia guttata (zebra finch), 4046 nucleotides long. RefSeq names its product Kell metallo-endopeptidase (Kell blood group) (gene KEL). Gene Ontology annotation, cellular component: plasma membrane. Gene Ontology annotation, molecular function: metalloendopeptidase activity. The record is from RefSeq and is a predicted model, not a curated record. Gene Ontology annotation, biological process: protein processing. NCBI's taxonomy places the organism in Eukaryota, Metazoa, Chordata, Aves, Passeriformes, Estrildidae.